Messenger RNA from Mycotypha africana, 578 nucleotides. RefSeq lists its product as uncharacterized. The coding region runs from base 78 to 497 and encodes 139 amino acids. Lineage: Eukaryota; Fungi; Mucoromycota; Mucoromycetes; Mucorales; Mycotyphaceae. The transcript has a single exon. Gene Ontology annotation, molecular function: RNA polymerase II cis-regulatory region sequence-specific DNA binding. The record is from RefSeq and is a predicted model, not a curated record. Gene Ontology annotation, biological process: regulation of transcription by RNA polymerase II; cell differentiation.
GCUCUACUCCCUUGCUCUUUUCCUAUUUUUCUUACUCGAACACUUCAAGCAUCUUUUACCAUUCUGUCCAGGGAAAAAUGCCACCCAUAAUGAACCGUCGAAGUUCACUUGCGAUAUCAGCCUUGUUAAAUAACGAAUCAAUUGAGCCUAGAAUGAUGGCUUCAGCUGCCACAAAUCGACAGUCUGGAUCCGUGUCUCCCGCUACGACCAACAGUAAUAUGGACAGUGGAGACACAACUCCCAUAUCAUCUAUUGUUUCCUCAAAAACUAAUGGUACUAGUAACGGUAUUGUCAAUUCUUCACAAUUAAGUCGGCAUAAAAGAAAGAGAACAACCCCAGCACAAUUUACUCGCUUAAUGGAAAUAUUUGAUCAAACAGAUACCCCAAGCUCUGAAGUUAGGAAGAACUUAGCUACAGAAUUGAAUAUGGAUGAAAGAGAAGUUCAGGUGAGACUACAAACUUGGGUGAUCAAACUCGAUAUACACUCAUACACUUGAUAGAAUCUAAAGAAAUGAAUUAGAGGUGAUAGAGAAUUGUUCAUUUAUUCUUUUUUUUUAUGGUUUUUUUUUUUUUGACAG